Molecule: messenger RNA, 2176 nt
Organism: Saccostrea cuccullata (small rock oyster)
Lineage: Eukaryota; Metazoa; Mollusca; Bivalvia; Ostreida; Ostreidae
Product: serine incorporator 3-like
Exons: 13
Coding region: 153-1535 (460 amino acids)
Cellular component (GO): membrane
Source: RefSeq, a predicted model, not a curated record
UUUCUUAUGCGCCAUUUCGUAAACAAAACAGGAACCAUUUUCUGACUAAUCACCUUUUGUUAUCAUAUGAUCAUAAAUACCUGAUAUAUUUAUAAACACAACAUUUAGAAAGGUUUUAAAGAAGUAUCAAGGAGAAAAAGAAGGGAAAGAAGAUGGGUUGUAUCAUCGGCUCGCUGGCCUGUUGUUGCGGCAGUGCUGCAUGCAGUCUUUGUUGUGCUGCCUGUCCAUCCUGUAAAAAUUCUACAGCCUCUAGGAUCGCAUACUCUCUUCUGUUGAUUGCUGGCACUGUCAUUGCCAGUCUCUUCCUUAUUCCUGGGCUAGAGACCGAGUUAGAGAAGAUUCCAGCGCUUUGUAAAGAUUACAAGGUUCAAGGAGUAACAGUGAUUGACAGUGAUGGUCGGAACUGUAGUGAUGUGGUGGGGUACCUCUCCGUAUACAGGAUCUGCUUCGCCAUGGCGGGCUUUUUUGUCCUGUUCUGCCUCAUAAUGAUCAAUGUGAAGUCGUCUAAAGACCCCAGAUCUGGCGUCCAAAACGGUUUUUGGGCCAUUAAGAUUCUCGUUCUAAUUGCUAUCUGUGUUGGAGCUUUCUUCAUUCCUAGAGGAGAAUUUGGUAUUGCCUGGAUGUACAUUGGUUUGAUUGGAGCCUUCCUCUUCAUCAUCAUCCAGCUGAUUCUCCUGAUCGACUUCGCGCAUGGCUGGGCAGAGAGCUGGGUGGAGAAAUACGAGGAAACAGAAGCUAAAUGCUAUUAUUUUGGCUUGUUGUUCUUCACCUUCCUGUUUUAUACCCUGGCCAUUGUGGCAGUUGUCCUGUUUUAUGUCUACUAUGGCAGUGCUGAGAGCUGUGGUUUACACAAAUUCUUCAUCAGUUUUAAUCUGAUCCUGGCUGUCGCAAUUUCUGUCAUAGCCAUUUUACCCAAAAUCCAAGAUGUGAACCCUCGUUCUGGCCUGCUGCAGUCCUCAAUCAUUACUCUGUACAUAAUGUACCUCACCUGGUCUGCCAUGUCAAACAAUCCAGACACAACUUGCAACCCUAACCUGAGUUUUACAAAUGGCACCCUGACAGCUUCAGACAGUGGGGACUAUGUUAAGAACAGCUUUGACUACCAGAGUCUGCUGGGCCUGUUGUUGUGGAUUCUGGCCGUGCUCUACUCUAGCAUCCGUACCUCCAGCAACAGCCAAGUGGGAAAAUUGACAAUGUCCGAAAGAACCGUUCUACAGGCUGAUUCAGGUGAUGCUCGACUUAUUGAUGGUGCCUCUGACUCUGGUGAUGAGGAGAAGGGGAAACAACAUGUGUGGGACAAUGAAGAGGAGGGUGUGGCCUACAGCUACUCUUUCUUCCACUUCAUGCUGGCUCUGGCAUCACUCUACGUGAUGAUGACCCUCACCAACUGGUACAGCCCAAGUUCUGACUUCAAGACACUGAAUGCCAACAUGCCCUCGGUGUGGGUGAAGAUCGUGUCCUCCUGGGUGUGUGUGGUCCUGUAUCUCUGGACACUGAUCGCUCCAAUGGUACUCAGGAACAGGGAAUUCAGUUAGAGCGACAUCAGAAAUGGGGGUUUCCCAUUGUAUGGACAUAGAGAAGAAUGGUUUUUACCAUUCUAUAAAUAAAGAUGGUCACUUGUUUUCAUUUUGUUGUGUGUCAGCACAUAUGUGUUUGUUUAAAUAUGAACUUACAAAAAACUUUUCUUAUUGGAAGAACAAUGUAAAUGGAAAAUAAUUUCAUGUCUUAAAAUUUAUCAUGUACAGAGAAACUUUAAAUUGUCAGUUUGAAUCCAUUUGAUAUCUUGUACAGGAGUAGAACUUUGUGUUACUCAAGGACUUUGGAUGUUUAAUUGUAAAUAAUUCAUUGUAAAAAUCAGCAUGUGACAAUUAACUUAGAGAAUAUAUUUCAUCAUUUUAUUUUCUGAUCAAUAUCAGCAGAUUCAUCAUCUUUAGCUUUUGUAAACAAAUUUCUGUCUUUACAAUUUGAUUAGGAAUACGAAUUCUUUUCAUAUCCUGUUCUUUUAACACUGAUAUUUUAUUCAAAUAAUAACUUGGUCUUAUUUCAUUGGAAUUUUCCAUUCUGAUGCUUUAUUCUGUUUAAAUGCCUAAGAACACUGUAUGUCGUUAGAUGUUGUAAUUGCUUCUGUUCAUAAAUCUGUGAUACUUUAUCUGCAUUAAAAUCAGCCUUAAAAAUA